Molecule: messenger RNA, 1131 nt
Organism: Punica granatum (pomegranate)
Lineage: Eukaryota; Viridiplantae; Streptophyta; Magnoliopsida; Myrtales; Lythraceae
Source: RefSeq, a predicted model, not a curated record
AUGGAGCAACCUCGGACUCGGCCAAGACUCGCCAGUCUAUCCGAUUUCCCUCCGGAGGUGUUGUCCGCUAUCUUCUGCAAGCUUCCAAUCGAAUCGAUCCUCACCUGCAAAUGUGUGUGCAAGCCAUGGAAUGGACUGAUCGAAGAUCGGCAAUUCGCAAGACAGCAUCUUCUUGGAGAGUCCGAGCGGGCGACCCAACUCUUGGUCCAGCCGUACUGGCCUGACCAGGACGAUGAUGAUGAAGUGGACCACCAUUUAUGCCUGGUCGAUGUCGACGGCCGACUGUCUCGAAGAAUUCCGGUGGAUGACUUCAAUGUCAAGAGGGUGGAUCUAAUGGGGACGUGCCAUGGGUUGGUCGCCGUGGCCAGCACUAUGUUUCUUGACCUUGUACUCGUGUGCAAUCCGGUGAAUAGAGAGACCGUGAGACUGCCUAUUCUCUGGAGCAAGGUCGUGCCGUACAACCACCGUGUCGGGCUCGGGUACGACUCAUCCAUACAGAAGUACAAGGUGCUACGGACGUACGCGGAAGGAAGUGUCAGAUCAUUCGAGUCCGCAACUGUAGGAACUAAUGAACUCUGGAGAAAGAUAGAGACGCCGUACGAGGACUUGGGGACGUCCCGGGUCUCCAGGCCAGUGUUCUGGAACGGGGCAAUCCAUUGGAAGGUCAAGCCGCGCAAUCGGCCCCUCGAAGCGCCAUGGAUUCUGGCAUAUGAUAUCAUCAACGAGACAUUUCAAAGAAUUCAUUUGCCACAAAUCAUGAAAUUUGAGUUGGUCGUUGUGAGAGGAUCCUUAAUUGUAAUCGAGCACCAGAAGGAGAAAAUGAGAGUAUAUGAGGUGAAAGGAGAACGUGUCGGGGAAUUCGAGGUGAUCUUCGUAGAGGAGCACGACACGCAUGUCACGUGGAACAUGUAUCACUACUACAACGUUAUCGACCGAUCGGAAGACAAGGAAAGCUAUCUGCUCGAAAUAACAGCCUGCUACGGAGAGAGCGCCGACAUGAGAGAACAUUUCACCCAAUUUCUCCCAAAAUUGGCGAAUUAUUCUUACCGAGAUAUUACUGGGCUACCUCGGAAUUUCACUACUACAGCCAACUAUAGGCCCAGCUUAAUUUCUCCUACCGGGAUAAAUUAA